AUGAAGUUUACCAUUGAAUCAGAAGAUGAAGCUGCUGGUCAAGAUAAGAAGAAGAAGAGAGCCAGAACCACUACUACCCAGGUUCUUGGAAAUCUCUAUAUGAGGAGAGACUCUGAAGAGGAAGAAGAGGUUGCUGCACCAGCACCCAAGGCACAAAAGCUAAUGGGUGAUGCUAUUAAGUCAGGGGUUGCAACAUCAAAGCCCAAGGAAGCACCCAAAGCUGCCCCCAAGCCCAAGACUACACCAAAGAGGAAUACCAGGAGUAUUCCAGCUGCUGAGAAGAACAAGGCCCCAGUGCCUGAAGUUGCUGAUGAGGAAGAUGAUGAAGGACAAGUCCUGAGAAAGCUAAAGCUCAAGAUUCCAGACCACAAUGAUGCUCAUCCUGUGGCUGAGAACAUGAAGUUGAGAAUGGAUGCAGGACUCAGAUUGUGGAGGCUGUCAGAUCCAUAUGCUACCAGGAGAAGGACUGCUGUUGACUACAGGUUCCACACUAAGGAACAACAGGACUUCUAUGAGACAGUGUUGUUGGACAAGAAACCAAUAGUUUGUGAUAUGAGGUGGGUCGACUGUACCUACAUGAAGGAAAAUGAGGAACACUAUCCUGGAGUGCAAGACAGUUUUGUUGCUUGUGGAGUUGCAGACUUUGUUGGGCAGAAGCUCACAAAGUGGAAUGAUGAGCUCAUUAUGCAAUUCUACUCCACAACACACUUCUAUCCAGAUGGCAGGAUAGUUUGGAUGUCUGAAGCUCCGGUAUUAAAGCUAAUCGGCUUCCUCGUCUCAGAGCGCGGCAUUGAGGCAAAUCCGGAGAAGAUCAAGGCCAUUGAGCGCAUGCACAAGCCAGCCCGAUUGCGCGGUGUCCAGAAAUUCACCGGCUACUUGGCCUCGGUCAGCCGGUUUCUCAGCCAGCUGGGUGAGAGGGCCUUGCCCCUGCAUCAGUUGAUGAAGAAGACGACGUCGUUCGACUGGAACGACCAGUCGGACGAAGCCUUCCAGGAUCUCAAGAGCAUGCUCUCCAUCGCACCCGUCCUGGCUGCGCCGACCAAGAAGGAGCCGAUGUUGCUCUACAUAGCUGCCACCUUGCGGUCGGUCAGCACGGUGAUGGUGGUCGAGCGACUAGAGAAGGGCAAGAUCUAG
Messenger RNA from Triticum dicoccoides, 1134 nucleotides. RefSeq lists its product as uncharacterized. NCBI's taxonomy places the organism in Eukaryota, Viridiplantae, Streptophyta, Magnoliopsida, Poales, Poaceae. The transcript is spliced from 3 exons. The coding region runs from base 1 to 1134 and encodes 377 amino acids. The record is from RefSeq and is a predicted model, not a curated record.